GACAGCCGGGCUCGCGAAACCUUGUUCGGUAGCUUAAAUACGUUCAUACCAAAGGCUACAAAGGAUAAACAUUAUUCACAGCGAAAGCGUACGUUAAGAUUUACUUAAAUUCGACGCGGUAUCCGUAACUACGAGUGCGCGUGACUAAAGGCCAAGGUGAAAAAUCAUUAUUGUACAUAUUGAAAGGUUAAAUAGCUUCAUACCAGGAGCUCUACAGUAUACAAAGUUUGCAAGGAUAUAUACACUUCAAGUUGAGUGUGGGAUUAGAUAUAUGGUUUAAAUUUCUCGCCAUUUGAGUUUGCGCAAAUAAACUGAAGGAGAAAUAGCGGCUUUGAAUUUCUAUUAUAAGCGUCCUAGAUUUCAAGCCAAGUCAUUGAAGAUGAAUGAACUAGCAAGACUGCUGAUCUUAUUCUAUUGCACAAUCUACACUUCAGUGAGAGCACACAGUGAAAAAUGUGGAUCGAUUCAUGGGCACCGCGUAAGAAGACAUGACCAUGAAGUAUUUCCGAGCCGACCACCAACAGGAAAUAAAUAUGGCUUUGCAUUAGAGUUUGAAACCGGACAAGUUAUCCAGUACCCGAAACAAAGAAACCCUUCCAAAAUAUUCUCUGUCGAUUUUUGGAUGAGACCGGAGGGUGGCCAACAAAAUCCUGCCGUUGUGUUGCACGCGUAUGAUAAGUGCGCGCCGGAUAACGAAGCUCGUGGAUGGUUCAUCGGUUUGCGUGAAGCCACUCUUGGAAGUGAUCUUCGAAUAAGUUUCACCGUCCAUUCCGCAAGCGCGCAAAGAAAACAAACAAUAAUGUCACAUCAGAAAAUCGAGCCGAGGCGCUGGUAUCACGUAGCCGCAACCUAUGAUGGUAUUCAAAUGAAAUUAUACGUUAAUCAAGCUAAAGUCGCUGUCGGCUAUGAACAGAAAGGAAUAAUCUUUGAUAGCACAACACAGAAUCAUGCAUGUGACCAUCUUGAAGUCGGCGGAGAUGUAAAACGAGGUCUGUUCUAUCGCGGACAGAUCGAUAAACUGCGUUUAUGGAGUGAAGCAAUUCCGCACCGUGCAUUGACUCAAACCCUUCCCGAGAACACUAUUGACAAUGAAAUGGAAAAAAUUGCGAUGUACGAUGAUUAUAAUGAUAUAAACAUUAAAAACGCUAAGUUUGUACCGGUCACUGAUCAGUUUCCACGAUUUGUCCGUUCCACAGUGCCAGAAGACAAACACGACGUGUCCAUCAGAAAACCUCCAUGUGGAAAAACAAUUUGUGAUAACCCAGAGGUUGUCAAGAGUUACCUUAAACACCCUGAUAGCCGAGGUACUAAACACCUUAACAUUCGAUUUAUAAAUGUCAUGGAUGACGAUGGGGGAAGACCCACACUCACGGACUCCGAGAUCAAUUCUCAGUUUGAACUUUUACAGCGGACGUUUUCGAGGUACAAUAUCACAUGGCAAAAGACAGUGAAAUCGAUAAGAAAUUCAUCAUUGAGGAGUAAAACUAUUUUGCACAAUGCACAUGGAAUGUCGUUUUUGUCAAUUGGCGAUGGCAAUUGUCAUGAUUCAUUCAACCUGGAAAUCACGGGUUGGGAUGGCGGGGACUGCAAAAGGACAGAGUGUCCACCCGAGAAAAAAGGAAAUGGCGUUUGCGACCCAGAAUGCAACAGUGCUAGUUACAAAUAUGACUGGGGAGAGUGUUGCACGAGCCGACUGUCAACGUUGUGCAUCGAUCCAGAAUCGCCAAACUGUAGAUAUGUUAGCGCUAAUGAUUACAGAAAAUAUAUCAGUAUUUCCAACCAAGAUGCACUGAAUGUGUAUGUCGUGAACUGGACUGACGAGAAUCUGUUAGGGCUGUCAACUUUUCCAUGGGAAAAGGAGGUUCAUACAGAGUUAGGUGGUAUUGUUGUGCCACCAAAAAACUUUGCCACCACUAAGGCUCUCAUUCAUGAGAUUGGACAUAUCCUUGGCCUUUGGCAUGUUCAUUAUGGAAGUGUAUCAGGUGACAUGUCCUGCACAGAUGAUUGUUUUGAAUCCUUUUCAUCAAUGGAACUUGGUGAUCUGUGUUCUGACACAAAUCCAACAAUUAAACACACUGGUACCACAUGUGGUGAUCCAGUUGUUACCCUAGAACAAAGCUGUGGCCUACCACAAUACACCAACACACCUUACGAUAACUACAUGAGUUAUGCUGACGACUCAUGUACAAAUCAUUUUACCCAACAACAAGUUGCAAGAAUGCACUGCUAUAUUGAUUUGGACUAUCAGUCAUGGCAAAUGAAUGCUAAACCUUCAUUUGUUCCAUUGCCACCACAAAUUAUCGAAGCUGAUGAUAACAGGAUUAAACUAUCAUGGUUGCCACCCUUUGGACCUGGAGGUGAUAAUGCCAUAAACUUGUGUAAUGAAUGUGAGGACCAGCAAAUGCUGGAACAAUAUGCAGCAACAGCCUUCUCACCAACAUCGAACAUCCAACGUCGUGAUUCAAAUGAACCAUAUCAAGCUACUGGUCCACCUGAUGGUGGUCACUGCAACCCAUCCAAGAAAGCAUGGCAACCACCUGAGGACCUGUAUAUUCGUAAUCCAAACAUACAAUUAUACUUACAAGUAGGCUUUAAACAAGCUGUUGUGCCAAAGGAGAUUACAAUUUGGGUAUCUUAUACUGAUCCCACACGGAAUGCAUUUUCAGACAUUGUAUUGGUUUAUACAGAUGGUUCAACCCAAUCUGUAGGCAAUGGCACUGCACAGUGUGAUACCCCAUUCACUAAAAAGCUCUAUGUGGAGAAAAAGGUUGCUAGUGUAAAGAUCUAUGUGUCACAUUUCUCAGUUUGUAUUGAUGCAGUGAAAUUAACAUCAGGAAUUGGUCAUCCUAACUGCUCCAAUUGCAAAUCUUUGCGUUAUGUUGUAAGACGAGAACCACCGUUUGAUACUGGUCAUGAAAUAACAGUGCCAAAUGCCCGUUUUGAAGAUAACAAUGUGGAUACCAGUGGCCGCUACGAGUACAAAGUGCAAGCAAUCACAUACGAAGGUGUAGCAGGACCAUUUUCCCCGCCAUUGAUUUAUGAAGCAAUACGAGGUUUUUGUGGGGAUGGAAAAAUUGAUGAAGGGGAAAACUGUGACGAUGGUAAUGUUCGUGAUGGUGAUGGUUGCAACAUCCAGUGCCAGAUGGAGGAUGUGUUCCAUUGUAAUGAUCGGCCCAGUCUCUGCUACCGACACGAUGGUGACGGAGUCUGUGAAACAUUCGAAAAAAGAACAAGUAUUAAAGACUGUGGCUUUUAUACUCCAGAAGGAUUUAAAGACCAAUGGGUAUCCCGCGCUACCGCUAAUCCUAAAUAUAACUAUUCCUGUACCACGGAAGGUAUCGUUGGCGCUCCUAGACGUGAUUUGAACUGUGAAUCUUAUAAUUAUAAAGUCCAUGAUACUUGUGGCGACGGCUGGACACCAUCAAACAAACAAGAAGAUAUUACACCUUAUGGUUCAAGUUUCGCGAAACAAAACCUUUGGAUUAACGUUUACUUUAAAAAUCCGACGAUAACAGCUGCUCUCGUGGUCUACCUUGCUUCGAUCAUACCGUCCAACUUGGACUUCACUCUCCCUCGAAUCGAAUUCGAAUUACACGGGAGAAUGCCAAGUGAGAAAACGACCUUGAAGCACAAAUUAUCUAAAGUUUGCAAGGAAAACCCAAUCAUCAUUCCGAUAUACCACGAUAUGACCAAACCAUUCUUCAAAACUCAUUAUGUCAAGAUAAUUUUUGAUACAGAUGUGAAGAUUGCCGCUGUGGCGUUGCGAUCUCCGAAAAACUUUGAUCCUGUGGGGCUACAGCAUUGCACAGGUUCGCAACUAUUUCACCCCAGAACCCAGAAAUGCCAGGAUUAUGAAUGUAAUAUGCCACAAUGCCCAAGGUUUAUAUUGAAACACUCGAGAGAAAUAAAAAGUUGUGUGAAAGGAAGUCUGGAAGGGACAACAUGCAGGGUAGCAUGUAAUAAAGGAUACGAACCAAUCACACCAUUUGAUGUCAUGUGCUCUGGCGGGGAAUGGCUUGUCGAUAACGAGACACCACAGUGCACACCGGUAAAUUGUGGUGAGCCAAAAAUACAGAAUGCUGAUAUACAUUGUCCUGAUGGACACACAUUCGGGAAGAAGUGCAUCUACAGAUGCAAGCAGGGAACCAAACCAACUGAUCCCGGGACAGAACUUUCAGUGACAUGUGAAGCUGAUGGUUUAUGGUCAGCCAUCACAACUUUCUGUCAUAAGACCUGUCGCCCUCCACCAAUCCCACGAUAUUCAAGGCUACUUGCCUCGAGUAAGAACUGUAAUAAAGGUAAACCUUUUGCCCCCGGCGAAUCGUGCAAAUAUCGCUGUAAGUCGGGGUAUAGGCCUUCGGGACACUUUCAGAAAGAGAUGUAUAGGAAUGGUGAUUUUGUUCAAAGAUGUUUAAAAGGUGGCACAUGGACAAAAAAGCGAUGUAUUCCAGUACGAUGCCCUAUUCAUGACUCCAAGAUUUCCAGAUGGUAUAACUGCACACAGGGCAAUAAAUUUGGCAGUGUAUGCAGGCUUCCCUGUCCUGGUGAAAAGGCUCGCGAGGUACAAUGCGGAGCGGACGGCAAAUGGGAUAAGCCAUUUCAAUUCUGUUCCACCAAGGGAACGUGUCCCGCUCCAGAAAAUCCUAAUACGGAAUUAACCGUGAUCUCAUGUGGUGAAAAUCGUACACCUGGAGAUGAGUGUCAAAUCACGUGCGGUGAAGGAUUAAGACCUAUUGUUGAAGGAGACGGUUUGAGCCAAGAGCGCAACUCGAUUACGUGUUCCCCGUACCUACAAUGGUAUCCAGUUUUAAGUGAGAUCAGAUGUGUCGUGAGAUGUAUGCAAUCCGUAGGAGACAAUUAUUGCGAUGAAGAGAACAAUAAUGAAGAUUGUAACUAUGAUGGCGGUGAUUGUUGCAAUCCUGAUGUGUGUCUUAACGGUUGUGACUGCCGUGAUGUCACGUCACCUCAUUAUGGAAGCGGAGAUGAUCGUUCUUCCAGCUAACUUUUUCUAAUAGCUUGAAAGCAAACUCAAGGGUUAAAUGCAUUCCUACCCCUGGUACGUUUACACGAUGCGACCUGUUAUGCCGGAUUUCUGGUGAAUGUUUAUAACUACAUAACGGCUACUCGCGUGGCAAAUGCUUUUGACGUACAACAUUCAACAAAACCUAAAUUCGCAUAAAAUUCGCAGCGUGUAUACGUUUGUUCGACGUCAGAAAAAAUAACAUUGCAACAGGAAAGUUCGUAAUAUGAAAAAUGGAUGAAAAUGUAUUUUUAUAUUGUCUCUGACUGACUGUAGAAUAUCAAUUGACAAUUCAUUGAUAAUUGUAUUCUUGCACUGUCUCUGCUAAAGGCUCUUUUGCUUGGCUUCAAGCUAAUUUUAACUGUUAGUUAUUAAUUUAAUGGAAAACUGACGGGCGGUGGUAAGACCUGGUAUUCAUACUAUCAGAAUAAGGGCGUCACUGUGGCAUAAUAUUACACAUACAUUUCAUAAUAUAUAACAUGGGAAGAACAAUUUCAUAUUUGUGAUAAAAUGUAUUCGAACACAUUCAUAUUGCAUUUGUAUUGGUAAUUAAUUAAAUUAAUAUUGUAUACUCAGCCAUAUCCAUUUUGUAAAUCAUAUCGAAUUAGAUAUAUAAGUAGUUUCUCCCUUCCUACAAUUUGUUUAUGGAGUAAACACACUAAGAAAUGAACAAAAAGUCGCACAAAAAACAAGUAAACAUGGAAACAAACAAAAUUAAAAACAAUGGCGAAAAGGAGAACAAACAAACAGUAAAGACAAUAAACAAUUAAGCAAAAAGAGUAAACAAUCCAAUUAAGAGUCAACAAAAGCAAAAAAGUUACAAUGCGGUAAAAAAAACCAUGUAGAGUCCACUCUGAUCAUGGUAGCGUCGUUUGCCAUAUGCAAAAAGGCUUAUUUUUACGUUGACAAAACGUGAUACACAUGUGUAGAGUCGUCAUACAGAAUAAUAAAACUGAAAAGAAUAUAUUUAGAAUACAUUUAAUGCAUUAAA
Molecule: messenger RNA, 6011 nt
Organism: Dendronephthya gigantea
Lineage: Eukaryota; Metazoa; Cnidaria; Anthozoa; Malacalcyonacea; Nephtheidae
Product: pappalysin-1-like
Exons: 11
Coding region: 380-5002 (1540 amino acids)
Molecular function (GO): metallopeptidase activity
Source: RefSeq, a predicted model, not a curated record